Molecule: messenger RNA, 1143 nt
Organism: Fusarium falciforme
Lineage: Eukaryota; Fungi; Ascomycota; Sordariomycetes; Hypocreales; Nectriaceae
Product: Galactonate dehydratase
Exons: 4
Coding region: 1-1143 (380 amino acids)
Biological process (GO): D-galactonate catabolic process; amino acid catabolic process
Molecular function (GO): galactonate dehydratase activity
Source: RefSeq, a predicted model, not a curated record
AUGGGUAAGAUCGCGACAAUCGAACAUUUUCGCGUUCCGCCCCGAUGGCUUUUUGUCAAAAUCACAGAUGACACAAGCGCUGUUGGAUGGGGAGAGGCUUCUCUUGAAGGUCAUACCAACGCGGUGGAGGGCUGCCUCGAUGCAUGGUUUGAGAGAUACCGGGGGUUAGAUGCCGAAGAUAUUGAAAAUAUCUGGCAAUUAUCUUGGCGCGGCGGCUUCUACCGUGGAGGUCCAGUCUUUAUGAGCGCGUUAUCUGGCAUUGACAUUGCGCUCUGGGACAUGAAAGCCAGGAAGCUGAAUGUGCCUAUAUACCAUCUACUAGGCGGCAAAGUCAGGAGCAAGAUCCGAGUCUACGCUUGGAUUGGUGGUGACCGACCGAAUGAGGUCGAAGCCCAGGCUCAAGGUCGCAAGAAACAAGGAUUUCAUGCUGUUAAAAUGAAUGGCACAGGGGACACGGCCUGGCUGGACUCACCUUCUGUCCUCAAAGAAGUCGUUGGUAGGCUCGAGACAGUGAAAUCACUUGGCUUAGACGUUGCGGUGGAUUUCCAUGGCCGAGUCCAUAAACCAAUGGCCAAACGUCUUGCAAGAGCCCUGGAGCCAUAUGAGCCACUCUUCAUUGAAGAGCCCCUCCUCUCAGAGAACGUGGGAGGUAUCAAGCAGCUAUCCGAGCUAACUACCGUUCCGAUUGCUUUAGGAGAGCGACUCUAUAGUCGAUGGGACGUGAGGCCAUUUUUGGAGAAUGGCGCUGUGGAUAUUCUGCAACCCGAUAUUUGUCACGUCGGAGGCAUCUCAGAGAUGAGGCGCAUCGCGGCUAGUUGCGAGACUUAUGACAUUGGCGUUGCUCCUCACUGUCCACUGGGACCUAUCGCUCUUGCAGCCAAUAUACAGGUCGAUGCAACGCUGCCCAACUUUGCUAUCCAGGAGAUGGGCAUAGGCAUGCACUAUAAUAACACAGGACAAGAUAUCACAAGUUAUAUCACAAACCCUGAGAUCUGGACUGUGCGAGACGGACAUAUCGAUAUCUUGUCCGGUCCAGGUUUGGGCAUCGAGAUCAACGAAGAAGAAGUCAGGCGGCUGUCAAAGGAUUCAAGAAGUUGGCCUGUGCCUGAGUUUCGAGGUCCUUGUGGAGAGCUCCGCGAAUGA